AUGCCGCCGCCGCCGCCCCCCGCCGCCAACAAGGACGAGCAGCCUAAGCCUGCGGGUGCGGGUGCAGGCUCGGACCUCCCGCCGCUCUCCGCCAAGGAGUUCCGUGUCUAUAACCGCAUGGCGGAGCAUAUGGAUCAGUUUCACACCCACUUCCGCCUAACCUACAACACCCUCCUCUCCGCCUGCGCCACGCCGCCCAAACCCAAACUCGCCCCGCGCGCUCUCAUCACGCAAGCCCUGGAGUUCUGCCACCACCUGACCAUGCACCACACCAUCGAGGAGCGACACAUCUUCCCCGUGCUGGCGCGCCGGAUGCCCGAGUUUCGGCGGGAGUUGAGUCUGCUCAGUCAGCACAAGGAGAUCCACCGCGGGAUGGCGGCGCUGGAGCGGUACCUGGAGGCGUGUCGGUCCGGGGAGACGGAUUUGGAUCGGAGGGAGGUGGGUCGGUUGUUGGAGGGGUUUGGGGGGGUGUUGUUUGAGCAUUUGGAUGAGGAGGUGCAUGCGUUGCGGGCGGAGAAUAUGAGGGUUUAUUGGAGUGAGAGGGAGAUGGCGGGAUUGCCCAUGUAA
Aspergillus saccharolyticus JOP 1030-1 is the source of this 567-nucleotide messenger RNA. RefSeq names its product hemerythrin domain-containing protein. The transcript is spliced from 2 exons. NCBI's taxonomy places the organism in Eukaryota, Fungi, Ascomycota, Eurotiomycetes, Eurotiales, Aspergillaceae. Bases 1 to 567 code for a protein of 188 amino acids. The record is from RefSeq and is a predicted model, not a curated record.